Molecule: messenger RNA, 2601 nt
Organism: Lepisosteus oculatus (spotted gar)
Lineage: Eukaryota; Metazoa; Chordata; Actinopteri; Semionotiformes; Lepisosteidae
Gene: dlst
Product: dihydrolipoamide S-succinyltransferase
Biological process (GO): tricarboxylic acid cycle
Cellular component (GO): mitochondrion; oxoglutarate dehydrogenase complex
Molecular function (GO): dihydrolipoyllysine-residue succinyltransferase activity
Source: RefSeq, a predicted model, not a curated record
UUGUUUCCGCCCUGUGGUUCUGUGUGACAGCUUCUUGGUCGGGUUGUCUGCUGUUGGUUUUCCCCGGUACUGCUACCGCUGUCCUUAGUCGUCAUGCUUUCCCACUCCCGGUGUUUCUCCCGGACUCUCGGCCGCUCCCUCUCCGCUCUCAGCCAGGGUAACAGUGUCUUAGGGAGGAGGGCCAUUUCAGGCCUUUCUGCUUGUCAUCACCUUGCUUAUGAGAAGAGCCGUCUGGAAUGUGGCAGGAGAUCUAGUGUCUUCCACAUUAGGUACUUUAAGACUUCAGCAGUCUGCAAAAAUGAAGUUGUCACAGUAAAUACUCCUGCAUUUGCGGAGUCUGUCACAGAGGGUGAUGUAAGGUGGGAGAAAGCUGUUGGGGAUGAGGUUGCAGAGGAUGAGGUGGUGUGUGAAAUAGAGACUGAUAAGACCUCGGUGCAGGUCCCUUCCCCUGCAGCCGGAGUGAUUGAGGCUCUGUUGGUCCCAGAUGGAGGCAGAGUGGAAGGUGGAACCCCGCUCUUCAAACUCAGAAAAGGAGCUGGCGCUGCCAAAGCCAAGCCUGCUGAUGCCCCACAGCCAAAAGCAGAAGCGCCAGUCACAGCAGCACCUCCUUCACCCCCUCAUCCUUCUGUGGGACCAAUCCCCACCAGCAUGCCCCCUGUCCCCCCUGUGCCAGGACAGGCCAUUGACAUGAAACCUGUUGGUGCCAUUAAACCUACAGCAGCACCAUCCAUUCCAUUUGCCUCUGCAGAAAGCACAGCAAAAGGGUCCAGGUCAGAGCACAGGGUAAAAAUGAACCGUAUGCGAUUGAGGAUUGCUCAAAGGCUGAAGGAAGCACAAAACACCUGUGCCAUGCUGACCACUUUUAAUGAGAUUGAUAUGAGUAACAUCCAGGAAAUGAGAAAACAACACAAAGAUUCUUUCCUGAAAAAACACGGCAAUAAGCUUGGUUUCAUGUCUGCAUUUGUGAAAGCGGCUGCACAUGCUUUAGCUGAUCAACCUGCUGUUAAUGCUGUCAUUGAUGAUACAACCAAAGAAAUUGUAUACAGGGAUUAUGUCGAUAUCAGUGUGGCUGUGGCAACACCAAAGGGGCUUGUGGUUCCAGUGAUCCGAGGAGUUGAGACAAUGAACUUUGCUGACAUUGAGAGAACCAUAAAUGAGCUUGGAGAAAAGGCUCGCAAGAAUGAAUUGGCAGUGGAAGACAUGGAUGGUGGGACCUUCACUAUCAGCAAUGGAGGUGUUUUUGGGUCAUUGUUUGGAACGCCCAUCAUUAACCCUCCACAGUCCGCUAUCCUGGGCAUGCAUGGAAUUUUUGACAGGCCUGUCGCAAUUGGAGGGAAGGUUGAAAUUCGGCCCAUGAUGUAUGUCGCUCUGACGUAUGACCACCGUCUCAUCGAUGGAAGAGAGGCGGUGACUUUCUUGCGCAAAAUCAAGUCAGUGGUGGAGGACCCCCGAGUGCUCCUGCUUGACCUGUGACCUGUGACCUUUGACCAAUAAAACACAGGAAUUCUAUUUAAGACAGCCUCCCUUAACACAAGCAGUGGUUAUAUACUCCAUGGUUAUUACUACAUGUUUAAUUAUUAUAUUGUACAAAAAAGAAAAAGGUGUAAUCUUGUAGUUUACCCUUGGAAGGAGAAAGGUGGUUUGGAAUUCUGCAUGAGAUCAAAGAGUAAAACAAUAUUUUUACUUAAUGUAUCACAGUCUGGGUUUUCAAUGGAUCAGGUUUCUUUUAGUGCAGACAGUAAAAUAAUGUAGAGGUGUUUAUUUUUCUUGCAAUAUGCUUGCGUCCUUUCACACUAAGAAAUGCAAAUAGAUGUUAAUUUGUUGUAAUGUAAGUAGUACAACAAGUUACAAAUGGAUACCUUGGGAGGUUUGUCUUUUUGGAGAAAAAAAAUGCACUGAAUAAUAGCUGUAAAAAAUGAUUUCUGUGAUGACAAAAUGAAAGCUGAAAAUCCACCUGCUCUUGUUCUGUGAUGGUAUAAGACAGCUUUAGUGCAGCAUUUUCAGGAAUCGGUGGCAUUGAUAUCUGAAAUGCAUAAGGUAGCCAUACAUGUUUCGCAGAAACUAGAGGUCUGCUUCAUUGAUAACCCUGGGAACUGAUUUUACGUCUGCUGUAUACCGAACAUGUAGGAAGGAAAAUGGUUUUAAACAUUAAAAAACAAAACCCCUAUAGUGUUUUGGUGGUACAUAUUGACUUUAAAAUGUUUUGUGUUCUAGGUUUUACUUAUUUGAUACACACAUCAGCAACAGAAUUGUUUUAAAUUUUCAAAAGACCGCACAACUACUCAUUUUAUGUUAUAUGUUUGCUUGUGUAAAUUUGAGUAGUACAGAGGAUUCUUUUCUAAAAUGGGAACAUUGCUAUAAAUGGUAAUGGAAAUAAGGUCUGCCUUAUAAGAUGUUCUGUAGUGUCAAAACGUCUGUCUGUCACCACUAAACUGUUGUGGUAAUGUAAAAGAAGCAAGGGAUAAACAAGAACCUCAAAAUUUUGGUAAAUCAUAACCAUACUGUAUUAAACCAUGACAAAGGUUUUAAGAUAUUCAGUUUUGACACUUGAAUGCCACUGUUUGUAAAAUCCCUAAAGUUUUAAAAUAAACAUUAAUUAUA